Molecule: messenger RNA, 1458 nt
Organism: Symbiodinium sp. CCMP2592
Lineage: Eukaryota; Dinophyceae; Suessiales; Symbiodiniaceae
Source: the annotation of a GenBank genome assembly
AUGACAGGUGGGAAGUUGCAGGCUCAAAGUCUCCUGGUCUCUUCGCAGCCGGAGUCGAGGAGGGUACAGGAGGCUUUGAGCAAAAGCAGCAGUGAUUGGCAGGAGGUUCAAAGAGUUCGUCUGGAAUGCCGGCGAGCACAGGAGGUGGCACGACGAGCUCAAGCUGAAUGCCGCCGUGCAAAGGAGGAGUCCCGCAGGGCGAUGGAGGAGUCGCGCAGAGCCAAAGAGGAGUCUGAGCGCGCCAAGGAGCAGAUCCGGGCCUGGGAGGAGCAGCAGUGGAACUCGUGGGACUGGAAGGAGGAGGAGGUCUGGCGUCCAGAUCCAGAGGAGUGGCCGCACCUCGAUGAGGUUGGAAGUCGGAAGAGGGAUGGCAACAAGGCUCGGCUGCAGCCGGCAGGGCCUGCAGAUCGGGAGCCCUCACAGGCUCGGAGAGAGUCUGAGUGGGCCUGGACUUGCUACCGAAAUGGCUGGGCCAAAUCCUCGUCCGCGAAGCCAACAAAUGCUGAGGUUCGGCAGAAGGCCAAUACCAAGAAUCCACCCCCGGAGAGUACGACGGAACUCAGGAUGCUUGUCAAGAACAUCAAGACCACGAAGCUCCGACGGGAGUUUCAGAAGCGAUCCUACGGCAACUAUGGCCGUUACCGGAAGAACCGGGACGAGCGGAUAGCCACCCGCAGCUCCAAGAGUCAGACCGAUCCGUUUUCGGUGCUUUUUGCGCAUCUCUCCAGGCGAGUGCCCGAGGAGUAUUUGAAAUCACUGUUCGAAGAAGUGGGGCGGGUCGUGCACUUCGAGCUUUGGAAAGGACCCGAUGGCCAGUCUCUGGGCCGAGGAAAGGUGACCUACACAUCCACUGCUGAUGCCAACAUGGCUGUGAAGCAACUCAGUGGGUGGUAUGUACAUGGGCGCACCAUGCGGGUCUGCCUCUUCCGGCCACCAAGUGAAGAGCGUGGGGCCGAUCUGGGCAAGAAGGACCCUGGCAAGUUUCCAGAGAAGCCCUGUUCAGUCAUCUUCAGCAACUGCAACGCCGUCAGCACAGAAGGAUUUCUGCGCUGGCUGCUGUCAAAGGCCGGCACUGUUCUUUGCUUCACACUGCAGCGCUCCGAUGAGGGCAAGUCGCUGGGGUGGGGCACCUGCACCUUCGAUGGUGAAGCCGUCGCACGCCGCGCCAUCGAGCGUUUCAACGGUGCGUGGGUGGACAACCGGAGGAUUCAGCUCGAGCUGGACUGCCGGCAGAGAGUGGGAAUCUGCAAGUUUGGUUCAAACUCGGGCUUGGGAUCUUCUCAGACUCUGGGUCAAGCCAAAGGCCAUCAGCCAGAAAGCAGAGUUCUGGGCUCUUCUGCAAAUUCGCUUUUGUGUGUCGCUCAAGAGCCUGUCUGCAGGAUCCGAAUCCGCCAAAGAGCUUCCUCUCCUGUGUGUUCUUCCACAACGUCACGUGGACGACGACUGCCGCAGAGCUGA